This is a messenger RNA of Colletotrichum destructivum, 1366 nucleotides long. RefSeq lists its product as uncharacterized. NCBI's taxonomy places the organism in Eukaryota, Fungi, Ascomycota, Sordariomycetes, Glomerellales, Glomerellaceae. The coding region runs from base 153 to 1040 and encodes 295 amino acids. The record is from RefSeq and is a predicted model, not a curated record. The transcript is spliced from 4 exons.
UCUUCUUCCACCUUCAAGCUUCUGCCUGCUAGCAACGUCGUUCUGUACAACACAACACCGAACAACGAUUUAGGCUAGCCGUCAACAAAUAGCGCUUGCCGACCGAGAUACUCGACGAGAACAGUGACGAGUCUGGCAGUUCAUUCUUCAAGAUGCCUACCGCAACAGAGCGCAUCAAUGCCCUGAACCCCUUCUCCAAGAAGGAGGCUCACAGCGUCAGGUCCAUCACGACGUAUAAGGUUUUGACCAUUUUGAGCUGGCUCCUGUCCCUCGUCGUCACCCUCUACUAUACCUUCAACGAGCCCCGCGAUGGCUUCACGAUUCGGAGAAGAAUCUGGGAUCAGAACUACCUGUACCCGACUGCCUUUACACUGAACUCGGUCAUUGUCGACAUUUACUGGAUCAUUCUCUUCAUUCUGCAAGUCGGCUACGUCGCCCACCUCUUCUCGAGCAAUAGCGAUUAUGUCAAUGCCGCCGCCAGUGUUGGAUCUCACUUCAUAUUCAACAACCUGCUGCACUUCGCAUUCGUCAUGCUCUUUGUCCGCUCCCAUUUUGUUUGGGCCGAACUCAUUCUGCUCAUCAACUUCGCUAACUUGUCGUCGCUGUAUUUCCGCCACAACACCUACCCGCGCUUCAUCCACUGGCCCGUUAUUUCUGCUCCUCUGGCGUGGACGUUCGUGGCCAUCUACUGGAACGGUGCCAUCAUGGUCCCUCACCCGCAUAGCCUGGUUGCCCGCAUCUUUGGAAACAUCUUCAUCUGGUCCAUCCUAGUCUACGGCGGUUUCUUCAUCGUAGCAUACAAGGAUUACACCAUUGGAUUCUCCCUCAGCGCUCUGGCUGCCGCCAUCGGUGUUGCCCAGUUCCACCGCCAGGUCAUUGCCUUCCAGUGGAUCUUUGCCUUUACCAUCAUGGCCGUUCUGUUCGUCUCGACGCUCGUCACUGCCUACCCGGCUGCAACCGGCAAGGACUACCCUUGGCGAAGCCGCUCUUCCGCUCCUGCUGACGCGGAGCGCGCCCCUCUUCUCGCCGAUGACCAGUAAAUGCUCCCAGCCUCACUUACUCUGACAGCGCAACAUGGUAGCCUGCAGAAUUGAGUGGACCUUACUCGAUUGAAGCACCCAUCGAGCUAAGACCGGAGACAGGUGACGGAGCAGAGAGAGGGUUGACCAGAUGCCCAAGUCAGAAUUACGGGACCAAGAAGUGUUGUACCGAGAUAUUCCUACGACAACUGACUUGUAUGGUGUCAUGUACAUAGCAUUACGCAUGCACAGAGUUGGUGUGGAAUGUAAUUCCUCUUUGUUGUCAUUUGGGUUGGGAGGUGGUGUAGGGAUGCGAAGGAAUGACGUAGCGGCCGUCUCGUCUUAUC